Molecule: messenger RNA, 399 nt
Organism: Eimeria tenella
Lineage: Eukaryota; Apicomplexa; Conoidasida; Eucoccidiorida; Eimeriidae
Exons: 1
Coding region: 1-399 (132 amino acids)
Source: RefSeq, a predicted model, not a curated record
AUGGAAUUCACAGAAGUCUUCUAUUCCAAAGAACCCGAAAUCCCCGAACUCAACUUACCCACCCGCCUCAGUCUGCAGCAGGGCCCCCAAGGGGGCCCCCAUGGGGGCCCCCAGGGGGGCCCCCCUGGGGCCCCCCCUGCGGUACCCCCUGGGGGCCUCCCUGGAGGGCCCCCCGGAGGGGCCCCUGGGGGGGCCCCUGGGGGGGCCCCUGGGGGGGCCCCUGGGGGAGCCCCUGGGGGGGCCCCCCCACCGGUGGCGCCAGGGGCCCCCGGGCUCAUCUUUCCGACUCCGCCAGUUAACACUGUUUACCCGUUGACUCGGCUUCCCACAGAAGAGGAGCUGGCAGCAGCAGCAGCAGCAGCGCAGCUCGGAGCAGCAGCAAAAACCAGCAGCUAUUGA